AUUCGGAUGAAUUCUGUUAUGUAGGACUGUUUGUACUGUCAAAGAGAAAAAAUACAUAAAACAGCAUUUUAUUCGAUUUAUGCAUAAUGCACUAAACUUUCAUAGUAUAUGGAUGCAAUACAAGUCUGUGAAGUGAAGACACUGAUAUUUUGCCUGAAAAAUGUUCCUGGAAUGGCCUGACUGUAAGGAAAGAAUCUCAAUUUAGCACUGACCUUUUAUGAAUUUUUAAGAUGUUCUUAACAACAAAUCCUAUUAUACAAAAAGCUGUGGUUAUUGUCAGAACUGUAAUGAACAGUUUGUAGUAUUAGUAAGUCUGAAAAGUAAUGCGCGUUAAGAAGGCCGAUUGUGGACUUUCAAGUGAGAGUAAUUGUGCAACAUGUCAUCAUUGAAGUUAGCUUGUUGAAAUUAGCUGACCAGUUUAACAUUAAUUUAAAUAAACACAACCAAGAUGGCUGACAGAGUUACCAACGAGACGGAAAGCUUUAUAAAAAGUAUCGAGACAGCCAUACCAAAGUCUACUCUCUACUGGUUCUUCAUUUCACUAGCCGCAGCUAUAAUAUGGACAAUUUACCUCGCUUAUUACAACUCGAGGGUGAUGGGAUUGAUUGCCACACUGAUUCUUAACAAAUUCAGCAAAUAUGGCCGCAUAAACAUUGGGUCAAUAUCAUUGUCAGUACUAACAGGUAAACUGAUGUUUAGGGGUAUACAUUAUAUCACAGAAGAUUUCUCUGUUAGAAUCGAGUAUGGCUGGAUUAUCUUUAAAUGGUGGAGACCCUACGUUUAUAAGGAACUUGGAGAAGACAUGUCACACUCGGAGACGAGAUUAUUUUCCUUUAUUGAAACAUUUGAAGUUCACGUUUACAAUCGAUCAGCCACAUACUCACGUCUAGAAAAAUUAUUUGGUCUUUCAACGGAACUAAACAGUGAGGAAGAUGAGGAGGAAGAAGAAGAAGAAGACAAUAAAAAUAUAGAAACUACUGAUGAUAAACCGGGAUCACCUGACAAUGGAAAGAAAAGCAGGGUUGAUAUCAGUAAAAAAAACUUGCACUGGAGAGAUUUGAUUCCAGUUUGUAAAUUUGACAUCACUACAUGCCGAUUUGUGUUUGGCAACAACCUAGUCCCAAACACUUUGAUAGUGCACCUGGAUGACAGUCAUGUGACCUAUACCACAACUCCGCCUUCUACGCCCUUUGACCUUUUCAUGCAUGAUCUCAAAGUUAAAUCAGACAGUCUCAGGAUAAUGUUUGUACCCAGUGACAAAUAUCAGAUGAAUUCACAGUUUUUCUCUGGCAAAGUCGAGGACGAACCACCAAGAAUGAUGGGAGAAGGUUUUGUGCUCAUGCAGUCCACUGAAGUCAAACUUCAUUAUUAUAUGGAUGAACCAGGUUUAGUCCCAUACGAACCAGAGAGAGUAGAAUUAGCUGAUGGUGAAACUCUGGUAAGAAGAACAUAUCCAACCAUUGCACUAGAUGUGGAGUGUGGCAAAAAUACAGACUUUAACUAUGGGCCUUGGGCAGAUAGACAAAGGGAAUAUUUAUGGAAGUUUUUCUAUCCCUCUGACCACCAGCCAAUGGAACCAACCAAAGUAGCUGAGCCUGGAGAGAAAAGACAGUUUAAGACAUUUGAAUUUAGAAUGAAUAUUGUAGCAGAGGCUACCAAUGAUGUUCUUUUUACAAAGAACUCGGAAACACAGGCUGUACAUAUGAAUAUGGGUCAAGGGUCAUAUAUAGAAGCGAGUAUACCAUGGGUCACUGAGGAGACAGGUUAUACCUCUGUGGUUAGAGGGCAGUUGUUGUUACUGGAAGCCACAACCAGUAUGAAAUACAGGUCUCUCCUGGAGUGUGAAACUUUAGAUUUUAAUAUAUCUGUGGACUAUCCACUAGAAUGGAAUGACCAUCAGAACUGGACGUGUUCUUUCACAGCAUGUAAAGCUACCGUCUACUUGAUUUUUGCACACAAACUUUUCAUUAGUGAUCUGAUAGAUGAUUGGUCAACAAAGAGCGUGCCAGAUGUGGUGCAUUUUGUGCCAUAUACCUACAACAUAAACAUUCUGAUUAACCAGUUUGAACUAGUCACACUGUGUAAUGAAUACAACUGGAUAGAUACAUCGUCACACAACCCAGAAAAUGCCCAUUUAGCAUUCUGUGGUGAGAUGUUUGACCUGUCUCUUCAGUUACCAUAUAUUGACUUCCUACCUGCAACAAAUUCCAUAGGAUUUAUUUUCAAGGUGGAGACAGUGUUUUGUCGGAUAUAUCUGCCAGAGAACAACACCAGCCGUCAUGUGAUCAUAGCCCUGUCAGAGAAUAUGAAGAUAGUGGAUAGAGAUGGCAACAUUCAGGAGGACCCGUUCUGCUAUGACAUAAAGAAACAGUGGAGAAGACUGACAGAAAGAAGUGCUGGAUGGAUCGAUUGCUGGAUGACAUCAAAUGUUGCCUUGAGUAUUACAUACAAGUACCACCCAAUGCCACCUCUGCUGAAAACAGACACUCACCACAUCAUUCUGCCCUCCAUGGAGGACCUGACAGGGAUUCCAGAAAGCCCGGCCAUGGAAGAGUUCAUUCCAUUGAAUUAUAUGAGACCAGAGUCAUUGAAAGUUCCCGAGAAUUUCGAUGCAGGUGUAAUGGACUCAGACCUGAUCAGCGUGGAACUGGAGGUGGCGCCGUCAGUCCUAUGUGCUUAUGGUUCCCUGUUGAGGAAUUUCUUACAUGUUAAGGAGAACUACCUAGGGGAGGAUCAGACCUACACAGAUUUCUAUGACUCUCCAGACACGGGCGUGGAAUCUAAGGAGACAGAGGGUCUGCAGGGACCACUGACAGAGAAGGAAGUGGUGGAGGGGGAAUUUGACCCCAGAAAAUAUAGACCGUUUGCUGUCACAGUUUCUGUUACCUUACAUGAUAUACAGGGUCACUUGAUCAAGAACUGUAAUUUAGAGACCGUACCGUGUCCAAGUGUGUAUAUAGAGAGGGUCGGCUUUGAGUUAGACAAGAGAUACCACGAGACUAAGUUACAAGUUCUUAUCUCACCUGCCAUACUUAUAGCCAGGGAUAGUUUUGAGAGAGAAACAGAGCAAGCUCAUCUGACUGAAGGUCAUCUAGCAUUGUCAGGGUUACAGGUCAGAGGUCAUGCCAUGUUCUCACAUAAAGAUCUCCCACUUGAAAGUGAAACAUUGGAGUAUGCUUGGUUAGUGGAGGCAGUGGUUGGUGACCUCUCUGGCAGGUUGACCUCCCCACAGAUCCAGAAUAUUGUCGAGUUUGUUCAGACAUUCAUCAUGUUGGUAGAGGACUCGGAGAACAGUCUACAGCGAGCCGUGUCCUAUCAGCUGUGUCAGCAUAUGGUACCACAACACAAGUGUAAGAAGUUACAACCACUGUACAAUAUACCAUGUCCAUCAUCAGAGGAUAUCAAAUACAGGAUGACAAGAGCUUCUGUGGACUCGUUAAAUAUUUAUCUCGUAGAAUCUGGAUCGGCCCUUAAUGUUCAAGUAUUUCCAGUAAGGCUUGCUACUUGCAAUCUCCAUGGUGAAAAUACCAGGGCAGGUAUUACAGGUCUUGUUGAACAUAUAUCGCUGAAGCAGUAUAUCUCUACAGGUCCAAUCAGACAUGACACCAGCCAACCAGAAGUCUGGAUUGAGUCAGGUGGUAUCUCGCUUGGACCAAUCAAAGCUGAGGCAGCUAUGGCAUUACCCAACCAGGACUUCCAUGCUCUUCAAAAUGAAUUUUUGCUGACUCAUGAUGGCAGCAGUAUGAGAUUAUGGUUUCUGUGGCCAGAAGAUACUCUUAAAGUGCCAAGUAUUGUCAUAGGAAAGUGCGGUUGUAUAGGGGGAUGCACCUUUUUUGGGAACAAUAAGAAUGGGGUUGGGUUUUUCCAUCCCAAGAAAUUUCAUGAAGUGACUCCAAAUGCUGUAUGUAAGGUGACCCCAGAAGGGAAUGACCCAGGUUUUGGACAGAGUUUAUUGCAUAAAAACAAACUUGUGUUUGAGAUUGGAAGUACGGCAGGUUGGGGGACGCCAAACAAGGAGUUCACAUUUACUAGAGGGUACAUGAGUACUUUAACCACACCAGAUACACCUGGUACAAGCAUUACUGUGAUAGAAGAAUAUACACCCAGUCAGAAUACAUUAAAACCAGGGAAUGUUACUGAUACACCUAUUAGUCCAUCUCCGCGUCAACUUGCUCGAAGUGCAACAGUUGAGACACAGUCAACGUCAAGUUUUACGGGUGAAACUGUGGGGGAUAACAUCAGUAUUAAUCCUUUUGAUACUCUGAAAUCCACUGACUCAUCGGUAUUAAGAGAGGGUGACAGAAGCAUUCAGGAUGAAUUGACAAGCAAGUCGGCGCGGAGUAUUUCCCAGAGUUCAUCGUCAUCUCCUCCGCCAUUUAGUCCAACAAUGCGAUCUUCAAUUGCUCACAGUCCCUCGUCUCGGUCUUCCAUGCAGAGCCCUUCUGGACAUUCCUCAAUACAUAGCACUAGUCCCACUUCUCUCAGACUUAAACAAGGACCUCGGUACGAUCCAACAAGACAAAGGUCUGUUGUCUCCCUUGAUAGUGAAAUGUAUUUCUCUGCAGAGGAGGAUGCACUUUCUUCCUCUGAUCCAAAUUUUUCUUUAAAGCAGCCUUCAUUUACAGAUAUUGGAAUAGAGGGGGAAAGUGUAACUUGGACUCUUGAUGAAACGUCACCGAAACUUGUCAUGAAUAAAAGUGUGAUGUCGCAAGUAGAUACAACGGUUAUUGAGCGGCAAGAUAGCACGUCUUCGACAAACUCGACAUUGUCGUACAUGUCAGCCGAUACUGAUCCAGAUGAAACUAUGUCAGGAGGUGUACCUGAAGAAUUCUCAAUGGUUGAUCUUCAUAGUCAGGUGAAGAACGAUAUUACAAAAUCACCAGUGUUGCUGCCAUGCUACUCAAAUCACAUGACCCGUUUGCAGUGUAACAACUGGGUGUCGCCGGCACCAUUUCCUGGUCGGUACCACAGUGUUCAGACAGAACAGUCCCAGUUCUCGUUGUCAUCUGUCAGCCAAAGUGUCCAGCUGGGCCAGUCUCAGAUAUGUCUACCUCACUUUGUUAAAAUUAAACAAGGUUUUAGUACUCGUAUUAUGAAAGCCAAAGAUUUACUGUUCCCAGCUGAGAGCCAUGAUGGCACUGAUUCCUGGGACAAUAUAGAGGAGCCAUUGUUAGAUACUGUGGAUGGGAUGGAGAAUGCAAGUAGAACUACAGCCACAGUAAAACUGAGGGGAUCUGUUGAUGUUCUCAUUACACCUUUACUGCUAGAGUCAUUCCAAAGAUUGUGUGAGGCCGUAACACCAACACUAACCAACCUGCACCCCUCAUCAAUAUUGGAUGGACUUCAUUCACGGUGUUUAGACAGACUGAAAAGUCAGAAUCGGUUGAAGAAAGUGGAAAAUUCGACAGAUGCCGAGACACCUGACAUUGAUACAUCUCCCACUCAGAGACAGUUUAGUUCUGAGAGUCGAAGCAAAGGAAAUGAGAUAAAGACUUCAAGUUACCAAGCUUUAAUCACCUUACCCAGGAUAAACAUUUGUACUUUACAAGCUGGUAUGGUGGAAGAACUGAUCUCAUUCUCGGCAUUAGAUAACAUACACGAAAUCACGUGUGUCUCUCUGAUGGGUGUUUCCAUUGAAGAUGUGCGGUGUCAGUUACUUUCUAACAGCCAUUCAUGUAAAACACAAAAUAGCGUGCUUCCAAAUUUGUUAAAUUCUUCUCCUGCUUCCAACAGAGGUAGGUUGGAUACCUCCGAGACUGAGAGGGAAGAUCUUCCAGAGGUUUUACGUGAGGAAGACGUUGGAACAGUUGAUAUCAAGGCAAUACACUUUCAGUUACGUAGACUUUUAAAAGAUAGUAAUUUUUCAGAUGGGAUUGUGUUAACUGCAAUACCAGAGCAGAAAUCGAAAGUUAUGUUUACGUUUGAAAAUGAUGCUACAAAAUUGUUUUCACCAGUAUCGGCUAAAAGUGGCAGUCGAGUUAAAAGAAGUUCUUCAGCACGGACUGAGAAGGAUAAAGACAGCAGACGGCCAUCUCUGGCUAGACAUGUUAGUCACGAUCCGCCGAGAAAUGCAGAUGAUCGGUCUUCUCUUAGAAAUGUGAACACAGAAGACAAUCCUUUUGAUGCAGCGCCCCAGCCGAAACUUUUACGUCAGAGGAGCAUAAAUAAGGAUAAACCAGAAGACGUUCCACGUAAAAAAUCAAAGGACAAAAUUCAUAAUAAACAUAGUAUAGGUUACAUCAUGUUUGAAUGUGGUUUAGAGGAUAUAGGCAUUACAGCAGUAAGAAGACUGGGUUACAAAGACAAAAAUGCUCCCGAUAUAGCAUACCAGUCUGAUAAUUUAGAAACGUCGGUAAAUGAAACUCAGAAGAAAACAAAGAGUGAAAUGGAAGGAUCAAGUUCUAGUAAAGAUAGUAAAAGUAGUAAAAGUAGUAAAGGUAAAAGUCAAGAUCAAGGUGGGAAAGCAGAAGGAACUGCUACUAAAGGCCAAGGUGCGAAGCAAACAGGUCUAUCUCCUACUCCUGUUAGUCAGCCAAAGACCAGCUCCCAAUCCAGCAAGGGCAAUCUGCAGGUGGGAAUCGACCCGUUAGGUGUUGGACCGGUUGAAAUGUACACAAGUUCAAACUCUGUCCAUUCCUGGGAUUCCAGAAUCUCUAUUCCAUCAGACAGUGGAGAACUAAUGGAGACUAAAGAAUUAGUUGGUGAUGCAUCCAGUGGAGUGUUACAUCUCAAAACCAUCUGGUUUAAUUUUGCUGCACCGCCACCUUUACCAAUCAAGAGAAAGGCAGACUUUACAAAAUAUGAUUGGAACCUGCUGAGUACAGCAACACCUGCAAUAAAUGCCUGGUUGAGUCCCUUUGACCGGUUAAUGACUGCAGCUCGAACCCUAGCACAGGAACUCACACACAGGACCAACUCAGUAAUGGCUUGUAUCAUGACAGAGGGUUUGGAAUAUCAGAGCAUUCAUAUGCCUUAUAAGAGCAAAUACUCGAAAAUUACAAACUUUUCAAGAACAUUACAAGAAGAUGCCUCAUGCCAGCUUCUAACUGUGCUAAGACGGUACAUUCACAAGCAAGGAACAUGCCUUGUGGAGCAGGCCGUCAGUUCGGAGACCAUUCCACAGCUUAUAACAAUCCAGAAAGGGAUCCUUGCCCUCACAAGGCAGUGGAAAAAUGUCCUUUAUAUGCCUCAGAUAUCACAGUUUAACUUUAAAUCUAGGAAACACAGACCAUACACUGUGUCAUUUGCUGUGCCGCCAUCAGAAAGUGAAGAAGAAAUGGAAUUUGAUGAUGAAGGAAAUGUUCAAAUACAUCUUGAAGAUGAAAAUGUGUCACUAAUUGAUGAAGAUGUUAAUGCAAAGAAGACUGGUUCCAAUGUGAGUUUGGGAAAAAGACAAGUACGGUCUGGUUCCCAGCCCAGUUUAAGGCAAAGUAGUCCACAGAGAUAUGGAGAUGCUUCCAAGGAACCAGUGCCCAAUUUAAACAUCUCAAGAACGUCAUCAUGGUCUGGAGCACAGCAGACAAGAAAAGCCCAUCAGGCACACAGAACAUUUGAAUCUCCACAACGUGAGACAAACCCUCAUAUGACCAGUCUAUUGCGCAAUGACAGUGUAUACAGUUUCCAGUCCGCCAGUGCAAUGAGUGGCGACCAUCAUGUUGGACCUACUCCUCCUGCCACACCUUAUAAGAGAGAUUUUUCAAAGAGUAACAUGUUGAAAUCCAAGGUGGAUGAUUUGUAUCGCUGGAUGACCAUGCAGCAGAGUGGUGGGUUUGCUUCCCAUCCACUUGACGAGGAACCAGUUGGCUCAGUCAAAAGGCAGGACUCGUUUCUCGAGGCAUUCGGACGUGGACUUGGUGCUGAGGAAAGUCACACUGAUGUAAACAUGGAACAUUUCACGCUUGGCACGUCUAUAAUGCAGCUUGCAGAUGCUCGGAAUUUGUUCAAACCAUUCUUGCAAAGUAUUGGAUUACACGUGGAAAAUGUACGCCCAACUGCCAUGCUGAAAAAUUUUGGCGGGAAUUUGUCUUUGCAAGGACGACUUGAAGUUUUGAAAAUCCAGAUCGCCGACUCUGUAAAAACAAAGGGAAAGGGGAAAGGAAAGGGGAAAAGAAGCAUGAAAAUUAGUGACGCUGUGCUAGAUUCGUCAGCGUUCUUGUGUGAAAUGUUCACGAUGAAAGUCUCCAUGAGAGACGUGACUGACUUUGAAAAAAGAGAUUCAGAGGAUGGUGACAGGUUCAAGAAAUUUCCUUUCAAAUUUGCCAUGCAUAAACUGGAAGCAAAACCAGCUACACUUCAAGUGAACCUUCUUGUUAAUUGUCAAGCUGUGACGCAGUAUGUGGAUAUGCCGCUGCUUAGACUGAUACACCAGUUUGUAACGAUGAUUGGGAACGUGAACGAGACUCGAAUUGAGUUGAAACAAGGACAUUCUUCCGUUGAUUGGAUUAGGACUCACAGGAAGCAGGAUUCUAAAGGGUCUUCGUCAAGUGCUGAAACUGUCCAUUCGGAAGCAUCCCGGACUGAGCUAACUAGAGGCAAAAACACUGAAGCUAGUCCUUCCUCCUCAAGGACAAACUUAGCAUCAGAAGCGAGGCCCACUGACGCAUUGAAAUCACACAGGAGUAAACCGUCUAUAUCUUCCUUUAAGUUUCCCUUUGACACCAUCAGACCUGAAAGACUGAGCUUCCCAAGUUCAGUGAAAAAGACUAAUAUUAAAUUUGCUAAAGACAAAAAAGGACAAAAGAUGGAAUCUAAGUCACCUGGAACACAUUCUCAUGUCGUAACACCGCCACAGUCGCUAAAUCUGAGUGAUUCUGUACACAUUGAUUUGGGUGAUAUGUCGUCUCCGGCCGUCAUGGAGAAGACAAUUGUUGACGAAAUCAAGGAAGAAACGCCACACUGUUGGAGAACUUUGUACCAUUUGUUGCAACUGUAUUCAACUAUGCCAGAAACAAAAAAGGUAGAUAGAAAGUCUGCAGGGCAACAGUUACCAGUGAUUGAAGAAGAGCAGUCGGAUAAGGCAAACAUGAGUACACCCUCGGGAAGUGUGAAAACCCGUAUUGAUCUUGCUGCAGAGGAAGAGGCUGGUUUAGGGCCUGGGACAAGCAGUAGUGGGGAGUAUGAGAACACACCACUUGCUAGAUCUACGUUCAGUAGAACCAGGUUUAAACAAAGUAUCUAUAUUGGAGACAGUAUACCACUUGUUGUAUUUGGCAUUGCGAAAGUUGAAAAGGUGAAAAUUCUGGCGGUACUCAGCGGUCUAAAGCUAGAAGCAGAGAUGAGAAAUGUACAUGGUACUGGUACUAUCAAGGAAAAAGUGAAGGGAUUUCUGCAGAGAAAGUCGUCUGAGUCAUCCUUCACGGCUCAUGUAGGACACACCAUGCUGGUGCUGCUGGAAGGCCCAAGUCUACAAACUGUGGUAACUGUCAAUGUUGGUCGUUCCCAAGCCUUGCAUACCACAGUAAAGCGAAGAGGAAAGGGACACAACUCUGCUCUUGUUUCUAUAGGAGAAAUUGAAGUGGAUAUACCACAACACCCUGUGGUGCUACAUGGCAUGUUAACAAGGGGAACAACCCAGUUGUCUAGCACUUUACAAGAGUUCCGCAGACCAAUUUAUAGAGCAAGGAAUACAGAGAUGGAUUAUGGCACCAUUGAUUCUAAAGGCUCGGGAGCAGACACAUCCCGUCCAUCAACUUUGCCUCGCCCACAGAGAAUCUUUGAAGCUAAGAAGUCAGUGACUCUCCAUAUACACCUGAAAGCUAUUCUACAGGGAAUAACAAUAGGAGCUUCUUUGCUUCCUUCACUGAGAGCUCAACACAAGACUGGACCUAUAACAAUAAGUGGUAUAACACUGAAGAAAGCCAAGUUUACUUUAGACCUCCCUCAUCAUACACUCAGCUUUAAAUCCAAGUCUGAAAUGUGGGAAAAGGUUAAGACAAUGGAAACUUCAAUACCUUCUUCGGCCAGUAUAGACCUGCCACCUAUACAUGUAUAUGCUGACUACAGACACUACAGUGCUAAUGCACCAAUCACAGAGGAUCUAACAGAGGGUCUAAUGUUAAAGGAGGGUAAUUACUUAAAUGCUGUAGCUGAGGUCGGAAUGUUUGAGCACAGUUUGACCACAGAUUUACUCAACCAUCUUGUUUUUGUGCAGAAGGUCUUCAUGAAGGAAGUAAAUGAGUUACUUCAGAAGGUAUCGGGUGGUGACAGACCUGUCCCUAUCUGGUCUGAUACUGACCAGGCUGUCAAAUCCUCACCUGAAGAACAAAUACUCUACUCAUUCCACUUCAGACUCAAGGGAAUUCAGAUCACUGCUACAACACCAACAGCGAGCGCAGUAAGGUUAGAGACAGAGGCUAUAGAUCUUGAGGUUUCUAACCGAGUACAAAUGGCAUCGCAGGAAGCUAACCCUAAUCUUUUGUAUGAGGACAACCAGAAGGUGUUUAUCAAGGCCCAGAUAGACCUCAGUCUGUCUCUAGGACAACUCAUCAAGAACCCUAUGUUUGAAGAAGCAGAUCCAGAAUUCCAGACAAUGGCAUUCUUUAAAACAAAGAUCUCAGUCAGAAAUGCCUUGCAGGAUGAGAUGAUACCUGGUGUGUCAACAGAUCAGGAGGCCUUACUUAUCAACAUGUCUAGACCCAUUGUACUAGCACAACCAUUGGCUUUUGAUAAAGCUGUGUUAGUGUGGCUGAACUACAAGAAUGCCUAUGAGUACUGGACAGAACAGAGACUUGCGUUGAACAAAGAAAUACAGAGUGCUACCCGCCAGGUGAUUGACCGACUACCACAGAUGGCGCCAGCUACCCAACAAGCCCUCAGUACACUGUUCCUGCAGCUCACAGUGGAUGAUAUUGGUCUCUGUUUACCUGUCACACCAUUUAAUUCCUUUGUGCCAAGCAAGAUCACAGAUACAGAGCCUGGUGUGGCAGUUGUUCUCACUAUAGAGAGUACUCAGAUCUGUGCCUGCUCCUCCGGAUCGCUAGUUAGUAAAGGAAAAUUCAAAGGCUUCUGUUUGAGGAUAGCAGAGGAUUUUGAGACAAGUCUGGAUGAUUGGAAGCCGAGUCAAGAUGAUACACAAGUGAUGAAUGCCUGUGUUGUACCAGAAGGGACGUAUGAAGUGUGCUCACGUACCACUAACCCGCAAUCAUCUGAUCCUAACAGCAAUGCAAAAUGGAUUUUGAAUAUAAAAUGGGAAAUGCAAGGUAUAGAUGUGCACUUGGAUACAAAUCUGGGCAAGCGAUUAUCUGACCUUGGAAAUACUCUCACAUCAUUGACAGGGGAGGAAGAAGAUGAGUAUUUACUCGAUCCCAUGGAUGAAAGACUUGAUGUGUCACUGGAAGAUCUGACAGAAUAUCCGCAACAGGUUGAGUACUGCAGGAGGGCCAGUGUUGUCCCAGAGACUCUUCCCAAGUUUGUAUUUGAUACCAGUCUAGAUCCAAAGAAACGAGCCAGACUCCUUGAAAAAGAAAUGAAUGAACAAGCAAAAAUAGUUCAAGAUCUCAGGGAACUUGGAGCGAGCCAGACCACCAUUGAAAGUGAGACUCGGAAGCUAGAGGAACUGAAGGGAGUCAUAUUCAAUGACUUCAGACGUGAAGUACUCGGUAGGAUAAAGAAACAAAGUGAAAGGGCUUCUGUGAUCAAAGAUAAGCUUGGAAUUGGCUCCAAUCCUGCACAUAUAAGAACAAGAUCAUACGGUGGUAGAGCAGAUGACAAGCACAGAGAAAGUGCUCCACCAGAGUUCUUGAAGCCAGAUAGUUUGCCAUUGCGGUCAUUGUCAGAAACCUCGCAUGUUACCGACCAUUCUGGUGGCUCCCGGGUUCAGUUUGGAGAAACUACAUCCUCCACGUACACUCCACCAAUAACUCCUGAGGGAACCCCACUUCAUCGUCCCAGUAAUGGAACUUCUGCACCAAGGAGAGCCGUAAGUUUGGCGGUGCCGACAUUCCGACGGGAGUCGGCAUCAACAUCAUCAUCAGCAUCAGGAUCAUCAUCUGCAACAUCAACAGAAAGUUCAGCAAGUGAUGAUGAAGCCAAGAAAGAUGUUUUUGACAGGGACAGUUACGAUACCAGUACAGUAGUGGGGAGUGAGCAGAUAAGUGCAUCCAAUCCGAGCAUAGGCAGCGGGGGUUCCAAGUCUGUAAUAGAGCCUAACGUAGAUUUUGAGCUCGAUGUGAAAGUCCAUAUUGACAGUGGAAAAUGUGUGCUGCAUCCAAAAGACAGAGAUGAAGAAAAUAAAAGAAAUAAAAGGGAGAAAACUCCUGUGACAGGGCUAGAGAAGCUGAGAAAGCAGGAGUCAGCAUCAUCUAUACCAAGCAGUAAGAAUUAUCAAGCCCCACAGCUACCUACCAUAGAGAAAACUGUAUUCUUCUUACCAGGUGUUGAUGUCAAGGUUCACUACAACUCCAAGACAGAUCACUGGAGUUCUCCAGCCAGCACAUUGUCUACAGAGAUUGGACCUGACAUUCUGGAUUCUUCAGUCAAGUGUGAUGAUUCCAUAAGUAGCACAUGUAGAUCACGACCGGGGAUGAAGAAAGCUAACCUAUAUGCCUGGUUCUCCCUACAGUCUCUUCCUAAGACAAUGGUAAUAAGCCCAUGUUUAUUGGACUACCUGGAGCAAGCACUGGAACCAAUACCAAUUUCACUGACGUCACAGAUCAGCAAAAAGGAGUCACCAACAGCACUAGAUAACUUGAUGGAUACAGAACUGAAUUCUUCAUACGCUUCUUUGGGAGGACCAGUUUUGCUUGGGUCAUUUCCUGUUGAUGUGAUUGUAUUUUUACGGGUUGAACCAUCAAGUAUACGUUUCAACUGUUUGCCGGAAUCCAGAGUGGAAUGUCUGCUUCAGGUGCCAUCACUAGAGUUUGUGUUCUCCACAAAGAGAUCUGACAUUGAUGCUAGUGUAGGGGGAAGUGAUGGAACUCCACCACUGAAAGCAAAAUUUGGGAAAAAACUUCGAGAGCGAAACCUGAGUGGAGGGAAGGAGAGCAAAGCUCGAUCAGCAAGCACUACGUCAGAUCUCGGUACCAUGACUUCCUCGGGUGGACUGAGCGUUACUGGCUGUUUGACAGAUUUCUCACUCUACAUAUUUCAUCCUUAUGGAGGAGGCCAAAGAAAGACUGGAAUACAAACGUCUCCUAGAUACCUAGGAAGUAUAGAAGAGCAGACCAUACUGGGAGAUACAAACAGGAAAGAUUCUCUCAGUCUCAACUUGGAGUAUGUGAAUUUAAACAUUUCACGAACAAGGAAACUUGAAGUUAGAAUGGACAGAUCAAACAAUGAGAAAUUUAACAUUGUUAGAUUCUCAACUGUUUGUGAUAUAGGAACUGCAGCUUUUAAAUAUGACAUGAGACGUUUGUCGGAGAUACUCUCCUUUCCAAAAGCCUGGUAUCGACGUAAUCUCGCUCGUAGACUUUUCCUUGGUGAUGAAAGUUGGUUAAUGGAGGAUGAAGGGAAGCGACGUUUCAAGAAAGAUAGAUCCAGCCUGUCAUCCACUUCCUCAUCCCCCGGGGGCAUGGACUCGCUCCUGAGUCCCCCAUUUACAAGAAUACCCUGCACUUCCUCCCCAGCCUUGCAUGCGCACUCGUUUAGUGACUUUGAACUUAUUCAGGGUCACCAACGGAGUGGUUCAUCAGGAGAUAAAAAUACCACUCAGAUAAGUGCCGAGUUGAAAAGUGAACUAGCGCGUAGGAUGUCUGAAAGGAGAGGUGCUUCAGCUCCACAGUCUCCUAUAGAUGCCUACCACAGUCCGGACUUCCACCACACGACCCCAGGUGCGACACCCAGCAGCUCUCAGACAAGAAUGAAAACACAGGCAAUGUUGAAUCGACGUAACAGCCAACAGCAGAAUAUGGGAACCCCUUUAACGAGGAUGACAAGCGAGCGUAAAAGCGCCGGAUGGCAGACGCUAGUUCUUUAUGCCGUCAACCUCAAACAGCUGGAUGUGAAUGUGAACAUGAGCAAUGUUAUGGGAAAUACCGUAUGGAACACUCAGGAUAUACAGAGUCAAGGGAGAUUAUCUAUUGACAGUACAGGUCACAAAGAUCUCAGUAUAUCAGCCGGCCUGGGAGGGUCACACCUGGACAGCAGGGGUGGAGUCAUAGGUGGUAAUGUGGAUCUCCAGGGCAUCUCUACAUACUUUGAGUGCAAUGAAGACCCUAAACUAGGCAAAGACCCAUUACAUGAAGCUGGUGUGUCCAUGUAUGCUAUAGAAGGUAGGGUAGAUUACAUGGGAUCAAGCGUUUUGAUGACCCGGCUCAGUGACAUGAGUCUGAGUGUCAGAGAUGAAUGGAAAAUUGAUAAAACGCAGGAAAAAACAGAUGCCCCACUUGCAACUACUAGGACAGCCUUGUUGUUUGCACAUGGUGAUUUGCGAUGGGAUAAAUUCCAUAUUCUGAUCUCCCGUUCCACUACACCAGAUCUCAUCAAAAUGGUGUCAAAACUGGAUGAGUUUAUAAUGCAGCAAUUCACCAGCAGUAAAAGGGCAUUAGGGGCCAUAGGACCAAUUCCAGGCAGCGGGAGGCACAAAGUACAUGAGAAACAUACAUCAGCAGAUGAAGAAUCUUUGCUGUCAGAGUUACGUCACCACCGACACUGGCAGAAAGCACUGGGAAACAUCACAGGUUGUAGGUUCUCUAUGCUGCCUGCCAUGCUCCCCAAGGAGGGUAUGAUACUUGGUGGGACAUUGACCUUGAGGGGUAACAACUUGACCUUGGGAUGUUUCCAUGGCAUCAACUUUCGCUCCAAGUCAUGGGCAUUGUUUACGAUGAACGAACCAUACAUUUGUUUUGCUACAGAAGCACAGAAGACAAUAGAUGAAGGUACCCACGUUGUACAGGACCUUACAUUCUAUGUUGGACAUGAUCUGGCAUCACACCAGGAGAAGAACAUGGCAAAUGUACUGAAGAUCUCACGAGGACAUUCAAUGCCUCCAACGUUUACUAACACCCAUGAGUGGUUCCAUUAUGCCUUCUCAAACAGUGAAAUAAAAGACCUCGAUGCUUUCCCUAGAAUGCAGCGUGCAGGAAGUGAAAGCCCGUCUGAUUACCGUAAACGGAAAUAUAUGGAUUAUAGCCAUGAUUCUGAGAUGAUUUUUGCCUUACCUUCACUCCAGCUGCAGCUGAGAACCACACAUCAACAGGCAGAACAGGAACCAGUAGAUGAUGAUCCUAAGCCAGUGGUAGAGUGCAGUUUUGUCACAGAGUUUGAGGAUCAUAUUUAUGUUGCCAUGGAUGCCGAAGUGUUCCUGUUCUUACAUGACCUGGUCAUGGCUUAUAUCCAGGAGAAAGAUAAAGGCACGAGGACAUCAGUGGUAGCAUCUGGUGGCAAGUCAUCAAAGCCUCAGUCUGAGUCUGAAAAGAAGAAAGUUAUUGACCCAGUUACGGUGCUACAGCAAGACUGGAGGGAAUAUGAAUGUAAAACAUGGCAUCUGGAACCUACAGUUAGAUUACUUCACUGGGCCAGCAAGCAGAUUGAUCCUGUCGGUGUUGACUACAUUCUUCAGAAGCUUGGUUUCUCACACGCUCGUGUAACAAUUCCCAAAUGGAUGCAGAGGGGCUUUAUGGACCCAUCGGAUAAAAUUCUAUCCAUGCUUGUGAACAAACUGAUUGUCAUGCUGCGUGAGACAUCUAACACAGAAUCUCCAAAAAAGUUGUGAAAUAACAUGAUCAUGUGAUCUGGAAGUAAAGUUAUACACUGAAUGAAGUGUUUAUAUGAUCUAAAAGUUACCUGAGUAAUUGAUGCGUUCAUCUGUUGAACAGUUUCAUGAGUAAUCAAAAUGUUCAUGAGAUCUACACGUAAUAUGAUUUACUAAACUGUACAUGUGAUCCAUAAGUAGCAUAAUAUUAACAAAGUGUUCGUAUGAUGUACAAGUAACAUGAAUAACUGAAAUGUUCAUGUGAUUUAGAAGUAACAUGAAUAACUGAAAUGCAUUUAGAAGUAACAUGAAUACCUGAAAUGUUCAUGUGAUUUAGAAGUAACAUGAAUAACUGAAAUGCAUUUAGAAAUAACAUGAAUACCUGAAAUGUUCAUGUGAUCUUUAAGAAACAUGAAUACCUGAAAUGUUCAUGUGAUCUUUAAGGAACAUGAAUAACUGAAAUGUUCAUGAGAUGUAGAAGUUAUAAUUAACUGAAAUGUAAGUGUGAUCUUGAAGCAACAUAAUUAAUUUAAAAGUUUUUAUGUGAUGUUGAAGGAAACAUGUUUAAGUGAAAUGUUUGUGUAAUGCGGAAGUAACAGGAUCAUCUCACAAAAAUAUGAGCUGUGCCAUGAGAAAACCAACAUAGUGGGUUUGCGACCAGCAUGGAUCCAGACCAGCC
Mercenaria mercenaria is the source of this 16307-nucleotide messenger RNA. RefSeq names its product bridge-like lipid transfer protein family member 1. NCBI's taxonomy places the organism in Eukaryota, Metazoa, Mollusca, Bivalvia, Venerida, Veneridae. The transcript has 73 exons. The coding region runs from base 449 to 15649 and encodes 5066 amino acids. The record is from RefSeq and is a predicted model, not a curated record. Gene Ontology annotation, biological process: synaptic vesicle endocytosis.